GUUUCUCUUACGAGAGGGCACCACUAUAAACCGACAAUUUCCGCUUCCGCAAUACUUGAACAGGCCUCCAAUUAUUUAUUUUUUGACUACCGAAGUGACACAUCUAAAAAGCAAUUCAAGAUGACUGAAAUAGACACUGGAAAACUAAAACAACUAAAAAUUAACACUGGAGUUUUAAAAAGGUUCAAUUUCUGAAAAUGUAUCAAAUAGAUUUCAUAUGAUUUUAAUAUGCCAACUUUCUUUAACUUGAAAAAAGAGUCAGAAUAUGAUUCUCUUUUUUAACAGACCUUUAUACAACCGGUGUUAAAUAUAAUUCUUAUCGUAGUUGUAGAAAACUAUCGUUUUAGGCCUAAUAUAACAUAAUUGAAAACGAUUGUGUAAUUCAUUUAUGAAUCAUUCACUAUCUAAAAUUAGAAUAAUUGUAAUUUUCAGAAUGUCUAAGGAAACAUCUUACUAUGCAAAGGAGGAGGAAAUGCUCCAGCAAAAACUAGAAGAAAUGCAAAAUAAAGGAGCAGAGGAACAUGAAAUAAGACAGCAGGAGAGACUGAGAACGGAAGCUUCGGAAACCAAAUCAGUUACCCAAUCAAAAUUAAGGAAUUAUUGGAUGGAUCUACAUAAGCAUAUAAAAAACUGUAAUGAAACUGAAGCGGAAACUGAAGAGUUUAAAGCUGCUUUCAACAUUCUAAAAGAAUCACAAGAAGUAGCAAAUUGUUCCAGUGUUACCCUGUAG
Molecule: messenger RNA, 730 nt
Organism: Dimorphilus gyrociliatus
Lineage: Eukaryota; Metazoa; Annelida; Polychaeta; Dinophilidae
Source: the annotation of a GenBank genome assembly